ACCGGCGGAGUUCCUCCUUUAAAUAGCGGAGCUCGCCUCAGCCAUUCCCCCCCCAUUCCUCUCCGCUCCAACCUCCCCGCAAGCGAAUCAAGCCACCCCCGAUCCCCGCCCUCCAUUCCCGGGCGGGAGACAGCGCCGCCGCCAGCCAUGGGAAUGGGGCCGCUCGAGAACGCCGCCUCGGCCGUCGAGGCCGCGGCCGCGGUGGAGGCCGCCCUCCUCCCCUCGGCCGCCGCCGUCGCCGCGGCGGCCGCGGCCGCCCCGACCGCGCCCUCGGCGGGGUCCUACGCGGUGCUGCAGUGCGGCGAGGACUCGGAGUACGUGCGCAAGGCGUACAACGGCUACUUCCAGGUGUUCCGGGCGCUGCUGGAGGAGGACGGCGAGGCGUGGCGCGUCUACCGCGCCCCCCGCGGGGAGCUCCCCACCGACGCCGAGGCGGCCGGCUUCGACGGCUUCGUCAUCUCCGGGAGCUGCGCCGACGCGCACGGCGACGAGCCCUGGAUCCUCGCGCUCGUCGACCUCAUCCGGCGGCUCCACGCCGCCGGCAAGCGCAUCCUCGGCGUCUGCUUCGGCCACCAGAUCCUGUGCCGUGCGCUGGGCGGGAGGACCGGGCGGUCGGCCAAGGGGUGGGACAUCGGCGUGAGCUGCAUCCACCCGACGGCGGCGGCGGCGAGGCUGUUCGCGCCGCUGAAGCUGCCGGUGCACAUGCCGGUGAUCGAGUUCCACCAGGACGAGGUGUGGGAGCUGCCCCCCUGCGCGGAGGUGCUGGCGCGGUCGGACAAGACCCGCGUCGAGAUGUUCCGCCUCGGCGACCGCGUCAUGGGCGUCCAGGGCCACCCCGAGUACAGCAAGGACAUCCUCAUGAGCAUCGCCGACCGCCUCCUCCAGCGCGACCUCAUCCUGGACUGCCAGGUGGACGUGGCGAAGGCGAGCUUCGACGUGCGGCAGCCGGACAAGGAGCUGUGGAAGAAGGUGUGCAGGGGCUUCCUCAAGGGGAGGCUCCAGUCGCAGCAGCAGCAGCAGCAGCUGAAGCAGCAGGCGGUGGCGCUAUAGCAUGCUGCUACACUAGUUCAUGGGGAGGGGAGGGAGCAAAGUUAAAAGGCGGGAAAUUGGGGAGUAUUGGGGAUGCCUAGGUUAAUUCAUCCUUAUUUUGUGCUUCAGAGCUCAGAGUUUGUACAGGAACUACUACUUAUCCGAAGCAUUAAUAAAAGAGAAAAAAAUGGUUGGUUAGUUUUUUAGUCAA
Panicum hallii is the source of this 1240-nucleotide messenger RNA. Its product is annotated as gamma-glutamyl peptidase 5-like. The record is from RefSeq and is a predicted model, not a curated record. The transcript is spliced from 3 exons. Lineage: Eukaryota; Viridiplantae; Streptophyta; Magnoliopsida; Poales; Poaceae. Gene Ontology annotation, cellular component: cytosol. Bases 148 to 1050 code for a protein of 300 amino acids.